Molecule: messenger RNA, 1431 nt
Organism: Solanum tuberosum (potato)
Lineage: Eukaryota; Viridiplantae; Streptophyta; Magnoliopsida; Solanales; Solanaceae
Exons: 1
Coding region: 1-1431 (476 amino acids)
Molecular function (GO): nucleic acid binding; RNA-DNA hybrid ribonuclease activity
Source: RefSeq, a predicted model, not a curated record
AUGCCUAAGCCUCAAAAUAUUCAUGAGUUAAAAAGUCUCCAAGGAAAGUUAGCCUACUUGAGGAGAUUCAUCUCAAAUAUAGCGGGAAGAUGCCAACCAUUCAGUCAUCUCAUGAAGAAAGGUGCUCCUUUUAAUUGGGAUCAAACAUGUAGUGAUGCCUUUAAAAGUAUCAAAUCGUAUCUAGCGAAACCUUCGGUUUUGGCAGCCCCUAUACCUGGAAAGCCAUUGAUACUCUACAUUGCGGCACAAGAAAGGUCUGUAGGAGCCCUGCUAGCUCAAGAGAAUAGUGAAGGCAAAGAAAACGUUCUUUAUUACUUAAGUAGAAUGAUGACACCGAAUGAGCUGAACUAUUCGCCAAUUGAAAAGUUGUGCUUGGCACUUGUCUUCUUAAUUCAAAAGAUGAAGCAUUAUUUUCAAGCGCAUGUUGUCCACCUCAUUUCUAGAGAAAAUCCCAUCAAGUUUGUUAUGUCAAAACCUCUCCUUAGUGAUCGACUAGCAAGAUGGUACUUCCAAUUCCAACAGUUUGAAAUUGUGUACAUCCCUCAGAAAGCUGUGAAGGGACAAGCAUUAGCGGAUUUCUUGGCAGACCAUCCGAUACUCGAUGAUUGGGAAUUAACUAAUGAUCUUCUUGAUGAAGAUGCGAUGUCUAUUGAAAUUCAACAUCCUUGGAAAAUGUACUUUGAUGGGGCUGCACAUCGUGGCGGAGCUGGCGCUGGUGUAGUGUUCAUCGCUUUGCAAGAAGAGAUUCUACCAUUCUCCUUUACUUUGAAGCAAUGUUGUUCUAAUAAUGUCACUGAUUACCAAGCGUUGAUACUUGGACUUGAGAUGGCCAUCGACAUGAAGCAAUUACACUUACAAGUCUUUGGUGACUCUCAGUUGGUUAUCAACCAACUCUUGGGAAGUUAUGAGGUGAAGAAGCCCGAAUUGCAUCCUUAUCAUGACUAUGCUCAAAAGUUGAUAGGAUGGCUUGGUGAUGUAACCCUUCAACAUGUGCGUAGAAUGGAAAAUAAGAAAGUUGAUGCAUUGAUUGCCCUGGCUUCAACGCUAACCCUUCCUGAUCAAACACAAGUUACUAUUUGUCAAAGAUGGAUAGUACCACCGUCACAUGAGGAAGAAUAUAUAGAAAAUGAGCUUGAGCAUCUCAUUUCCAUUUCUGAAGCCGUAAAGGAAGAUUGGAGACAACCCAUUAUUGACUACAUGUGUUAUGGGAUACUUCCAGAAAAAACAAGGAGAAGGACUGACAUUCGUCGUCGUGCACCUCGCUUCCUUUACUACAAGGACACAUUAUAUAGAAGAUCAUUUGAGGAUGUACUAUUACGAUGUUUGGGAGAGGAAGAAGCAAUUCAAGCUCUGCAAGAAGCACACUCAGGAGUAUGUGGAUCACAUCAAUCUGGAUCGAACCUCCACUUUCAUAUAAAGAGGAUGGGGUAA